AUGGCAAAGUUUAAAGGGAAGGUUCCACCUGCUUUAGGUCCAUCUGAUCCAAAUCAGAACCAGCGGUUGGCAAACUAUGGCCUGAGGGUCAAUUCCAGUUUAUUGCCUAUUCAUUGUAGCUCAUGUACCAGAAGGACUUGGUCCUCUACGGUUUGUGGUCCCAAGAAGCAUCUGAAGUGUAUAGCAGUUCCAAAAUGUUGGAUGUUGGAUAAACUGACUGGUGUGUUUGCCUCUCCCCAACUGAGAGAGUGUCUCCAUCUCAUCAUUUUCCUAAGGAACAGACUUAGGUAUGCCCUAACAGGAGAUGAAAUAAAGAAGAUCUAUGUGCUAUGUUUUAUUAGAAUUGAUGGCAAGGUCCAAACUGAUAUAACCUACCCUGUUGGUUUUAUGGAUGUCAUCAGCACUGACAAGACUGGGGAGAAUUUCUGUCUGAUCUCUGACACCAAGGGUUGCUUUGUUGUUCAUCGGAUUACACUUGAGGAAGCCAAGUAUAAGUUGUGUGAGAGAGGAUCAGUGAUCAAUGUGGGGACAAAACGAAUCCCUCGUCUGGUGACUCAUGUUUCUCGUGCCAUCUGCUGUCCUGAUGCCCUCAUCCAGGUGAAUGACACCAUUCAGAUUGAUUUGGAGACUGGAAAGAUUACUGAUUUCAUCAAGGUUGAUACUGGUAAUCUGUGUAUGAUAAGUGGACAUGUUAACUUGGGAAGAAUCGGUGUGAUCAUCAGCAGAGAGAGACACCCUGGUUCUUUUGAUAUAAUUCACAUGAAAGAUGCCAGUGGUGACAGCUUUGCCACCCAACUGUUCAACAUUUUUGUUACUGGCAAAGGCAACAAACCAUGGAUUUCUCUUCCUGGUGGUAAGAGUAUCCAUCUCACUGAUACUGAAGAGAGAGACAAGAGACUGGUGGCCCAACAGAAGAAUGAGUAA
This is a messenger RNA of Lutra lutra (Eurasian river otter), 924 nucleotides long. RefSeq names its product 40S ribosomal protein S4-like. The record is from RefSeq and is a predicted model, not a curated record. Gene Ontology annotation, biological process: translation. NCBI's taxonomy places the organism in Eukaryota, Metazoa, Chordata, Mammalia, Carnivora, Mustelidae. Gene Ontology annotation, molecular function: structural constituent of ribosome; RNA binding. Gene Ontology annotation, cellular component: cytosolic small ribosomal subunit; ribosome.